This is a messenger RNA of Eptesicus fuscus (big brown bat), 2580 nucleotides long. It is a transcript of the gene MYORG, whose product is annotated as myogenesis regulating glycosidase (putative). Bases 367 to 2508 code for a protein of 713 amino acids. The record is from RefSeq and is a predicted model, not a curated record. The transcript has a single exon. Gene Ontology annotation, molecular function: hydrolase activity, hydrolyzing O-glycosyl compounds. Gene Ontology annotation, biological process: carbohydrate metabolic process; skeletal muscle fiber development. Lineage: Eukaryota; Metazoa; Chordata; Mammalia; Chiroptera; Vespertilionidae.
GUCUGAUAGUCUGUGAUCUGGACUUCUCCCUGACCCUGUGUGGGUUUGUUUCUUCCCCACAAAGAUGGGAUGCAUGCCAUCUGCCCCUCCCCAUUCAGAGUCGUGACUAAUGUCGACAAACAUUAGGGCCCUUGAGAAAGGGUAAGAUACAAAUUGUCCUCGUCUCACCUUUGCCAUUUCUUAAACCCUUAUGUCCCCGAAUGCACCUUUCCAAAGUGUACACCUCUUCUUUCUUGCUGCAGCAAAUGGAAAUACUAUGGCGUGAGAAGGUCCAUUCCGCCUCUCCCCCUUCCAGACUCUGGCAGGCCAGGUUCAGAUGGGCUUUGUCAGGUGCCCACUGCCCGCUCCUUCCUUAACUGAGGGCUGAUGCCCCAAAAUCUGGAGAAGAGCCAGGCCUACCCCCGCCGACGCCCUGGGCGCCACACAGGCCUUAAGAGCCCCGAGGCUGCCUCAGCCACAGCCAUGUACACCUUCCUGCCUGACAACUUCUCGCCUGUGAAGCCCAAAGCAUCCAAAGAGGUGAAGCCGCUGCUGGGCUCGGCAGUGCUGGGGCUGCUGCUGGUGUUGGCCGCGGUGGUAGCCUGGUGCUACUACAGCGCCUCCCUGCGCAAGGCUGAACGUCUGCGCGUGGAGCAGCUGGACCUUAAACUUGGAGGUUUCUCCAUCCGCAACCAGAAGGGCGAGCAGGUCUUCCGCCUGGCCUUCCGCUCCGGUGCAUUGGACCUGGACUCCUGCAGCCGCGAUGGCGCCCUGCUGGGCUGCUCUCGCACGGCGGAUGGGCGCCCGCUACACUUCUUCAUCCAGACGGUGCGACCCAAGGACACCGUCAUGUGCUACCGCGUGCGCUGGGAGGAGGCGGAGCCGGGGCUCGCCGUGGAGCACGCCAUGUUCCUGGGGGACGGGGAGGCGCACUGGUACGGCGGCGCCGAGAUGAGGACCCAGCACUGGCCCAUCCGGCUGGAAGGCCAGCAGGAGCCGCAGCCCUUCGUCACCAGCGACGUCUACUCCUCGGACGCAGCGUUCGGAGGCAUCCUCGAGCGCUACUGGCUUUCGUCGCGCGCGGCCGCCAUCAAGGUCAACGACUCGGUGCCCUUCCACCUGGGCUGGAACGGCACGGAGCGCUCGCUGCGGCUGCAGGCUCGCUACAGCAACACGCCCUACAAGCCGCCCGCCGGCCUUCCCGCGGCUCCCGAGCUCAGCUACCGGGUGUGCGUCGGCUCCGAUAUCACCUCCAUCCACAAGUACAUGGUCCGGCGCUAUUUCAAUAAGCCGUCGAGGGUGCCGGCGCCCGAGACCUUCCGGGACCCCAUCUGGUCCACGUGGGUGCUGUACGGGCGUGCGGUGGACCAGGACAAGGUGCAGCGCUUUGCCCAGCAGAUCCGACAGCACCGCUUCAACAGCAGCCACCUGGAAAUCGACGACAUGUACACGCGCGCCUACGGCGACUUCCACUUCGACGAGGUCAAGUUCCCCAACGCCAGUGACAUGUUCCGCCGCCUGCGCGACGCCGGGUUUCAGGUCACGCUCUGGGUGCACCCAUUUGUCAACUACAACUCGUCCUCCUUCGGCGAGGGCGUGGAGCGGGAGCUGUUCGUGCGCGAACCCACGGGCCGGCUGCCGGCGCUGGUGCGCUGGUGGAACGGCAUCGGCGCCGUGCUGGACUUCACGCGCCCCGAGGCCCGCGACUGGUUCCAGGGGCACCUGCGGCGGUUGCGCUCGCACUACGAGGUCGCCUCCUUCAAGUUUGACGCGGGCGAAGUCAGCUACUUGCCGCGGGACUUCAGCACCUACAGGUCGCUGCCGGACCCCAACAUUUGGAGCCGGCGCUACACGGAGAUGGCGCUCCCCUUCUUCUCCCUGGCGGAGGUGCGCGUCGGCUACCAGUCGCAGAACAUCUCGUGCUUCUUCCGCCUGGUGGACCGGGACUCCGUGUGGGGCUACGACCUGGGGCUGCGCUCGCUCAUCCCGGCCGUGCUCACCGUCAGCAUGCUGGGCUACCCGUUCAUCCUGCCGGACAUGGUGGGUGGCAACGUGGUGCCGGAGCGCACGGCGGGCGGCGGCAAGGUGCCGGACCGCGAGCUCUACGUGCGCUGGCUGGAGGUGGCCGCCUUCAUGCCCGCUAUGCAAUUUUCGGUCCCUCCCUGGCAAUACGACGCCGAGGUGGUGGCCAUCGCGCACAAGUUCACCGCCCUGAGGGCCUCGCUCGUGGCCCCGCUGUUGCUGGAGCUGGCCGGUGAGGUCACGGACACGGGCGACCCCAUUGUGCGCCCCCUCUGGUGGAUCGCGCCGGGCGAUGAGACGGCUCACCGCAUCGACUCGCAGUUCCUCAUCGGGGACACGCUGCUGGUGGCACCAGUGUUGGAGCCUGGCAAGCAAGAACGUGACGUCUAUCUGCCCGCGGGCAAGUGGCGCAGCUACAAGGGUGAGCUUUUUGACAAGACCCCAGUGCUGCUCACCGAUUAUCCCGUCGACCUGGAUGAGAUAGCCUACUUCAUCUGGGCCUCCUGACCCAGCCCAGAACCCCAGGACCCCACAGCUCUAACCCGUCUUUAUGCAGGCCUUUUACCCUCCGUCACAACC